UCUAUUUGUGAAGAAGAAUUUCUGUGAGCUGGAGAUUUACUGCUCAAAAAUCUUUUAAUAUAUAUCUUCCUGUAGAGUCACCGUAAGAACAAAGAAUUUUAGAAAAUGUCAUCAUAGAAGAUUUGUGCUGAAGUCUGCAGAGCUGCUUAUUCAGUCUUUCACUUUACUGGAUUGUUGCUGAGGAGCAGUUUGGAAACUCAAUAGUAGACUGAUGAUUCCCAGCAAGUGAAGGAAAAUCUGACUGGAUCCAAAAGAGAGUUAAGAAAACAUAGCAACUGAAGACAAGAGCAGUGAUUCCCAUUGAUUUGGCAACCAAACAAGAAGAGACUUUUGAUUCAGGACAAAUGAGCAACAAUAACCCUGCACAGCCAAGUAGCAACUUGGCAAAUGAACAGACAAAUAAUGCCUCUGUGCAAAUGACAGGCUCUUUGGAAUAUGAACCACAGGGGAGUGAUUCCCAACAACCAAGUAGUGAUUUAGCUACUGGAGCUGGGAAGGAUUAUGAUGAUGAACUCAGCAACUAUUUUACUAAAGGAGAGAGGAGUGAUUCUCAACAGGAGAAGUUUUACGACCCUGAAGACAGCACACUAACAUUUGUUGAUGCAAUUGAUGAUAUGGAUUUUUUGUGUGAGGACUUCAAGUCUCUGAAAGCGCAGAUGUCCUGUGGUCACACUGUCACUCCCAUGUCUCUCACCAAAUGGUGUCGCCGUUUGUUGGACCAAGGUGCGAACAGGUUCGUGUGUGGCCAAACAGACUGUGAUGAUGAGUGGUCCUUUGAAGAGGUUUGUAAAAUGGCUCUUCUAACCCCUGAAGAAAUCGAGUACUUUGAAAAGAAAAUGUUCAGCAACGCAACAGAUGUUUUUAAUGUCAAAUCAUGUCCUGGGUGCAAGUCGUCUGUGCUGAGAACUGACUUCAGUGAUUUGUGUGUUGAAUGUAUAGUGUGCACAACUGAUCUGGGUCAGACCUUCAUGUUCUGCUGGCAGUGUUUGAGGGAAUGGAAAGGUCCGUCCCCACGUUCAGACCGAUGUGAAAAUGAUGGCUGUGUCAAUAACUCCUUAGAAAAACUCAGAACGUGUCCAGUCAUCACUUUCAAGCAAGUGGAGGGCAUUACUGGCUGUCCCUUAUUCCGUGCUUGUCCCACAUGUGGCUUCCUAGUGGAACAUAACACACAUGGGUGCAAAAAUGUCUUCUGUACCCGCUGUAAUGUGGAGUUCUGCUUUAGUUGCCUCAAAAUCACUAACGACUGUUUGGAGACAAGCAGCUAUUAUACGCCAUGUUCCAGUGGUGUGGCUCCUAGACAGACUUCUAUACCUGUGUGGAAGUGGGAUGAUGAUGAAAUUUAUCUGGAAUCUGGAUCUGAAUAAAGAUUCUCAACAUGUGCUUAAGUUUCUGCUCUUAAGUCACCACUGUAAUUUCUGUAAUUUCACUAUUUGUGUUACCACAAUCUAAACUAAUACUCCCUGCUUAUUGUUAUUAUUAUUGGGUAAAUGCCUUUGGCAGUCAACUUAUUGAGAUCCUAUUUCAUUCUUUAUGGUGAAGGAAUUUUUGCAAAAUUACUUAUAGUUUUCUCAAGGAUAUCAUUUGUUUCAGAGCUUAAAUCCUGUUUGCUGCUCUCUGUGUCUGUGCAGAGGAGUCACACACUCCAAUCUUACCUGUGGCAAUAUUAUUAUCAGCACACAGUUCAGGUGUAGUUUUAGGAUUCGUUAUACAGUUGAGCCACAAAUUACGUUUGUGCUGAUUAAUAAGGUGGAAGAAUUAUGUCAAUAUCCCACCUACUUUUGAUUUACACAACAUUUUGUAACACCAAAAAACAACGGUUUUCGCCUCUCAUCACGGUCUGAUUCUGACUGCUUAUUAGUAUGUUUUCCAGCCCCACCUCCCACUCCUGCCAGUAGCGUGAUGAGUAAAAAAAAUACCUAUUCAGCCUUAAAGCUGUGGGUUGGAUUCCACCUUAUUCAACUUUUUUUUUCAUUACAAAUUUAAACACUAUGAAAGGCAGUUGAUCUAUAGUAUUACAUCAUAUUUUAUAAGGAUGUUAUGUGUUUCUAUCAUUUCUACUUUCUUUGACCUAUUUAGCAAAAGUCAGCCUAUUAUCUAUUUUGUAUGAUUUAAAGCAUUUAUGAUAUAACACGAUUUUGUC
Molecule: messenger RNA, 2140 nt
Organism: Maylandia zebra (zebra mbuna)
Lineage: Eukaryota; Metazoa; Chordata; Actinopteri; Cichliformes; Cichlidae
Source: RefSeq, a predicted model, not a curated record